Molecule: messenger RNA, 6815 nt
Organism: Nilaparvata lugens (brown planthopper)
Lineage: Eukaryota; Metazoa; Arthropoda; Insecta; Hemiptera; Delphacidae
Source: RefSeq, a predicted model, not a curated record
AGACCUGACGUUAUUCAUCUGUAUAUUAUAAAGUGUACUGUGUUGAAUAAAAAUAUUAUCUUAUCUUAUCUUAUUAUCUUAUCUUUAGAAGAUGAUGAUGAUCAUGUAGUUGGGUGAGUCUGUCGGUCUAUGGAUGCAGCAAGAGGGGAAGAUAGAAAGGGUGAUGAGGAAAUGAUUAAAGACCUAUCCAGGUUGACAGACUUGUCCUCGUGAAAAAUUUCUAGAAACAUGUCAAAAAAUUCCCACUUAAUCGCACCUCGUCCUGUCUUGUUUUGAUUGUCCAUUAUCUGUGUAAAAGUUCUUUUUAAAUUCCGAAAUUUGUUGUCGACAUUGUCAUGGGUAACCGAAGUGUGCCUAAGAGCAUGGAAUUCUCCGGCAAUGUCCCUCCAAAGGUCAUUUUUCUUUUGUUUCGGAUCGCGAAACUGCGCUUUUCUUCUCUUAUACCCUGCAGGGUAAUCUUUUCAUGUGUCCAUCCAAAUUCUGGAGAACCUGAAAUAAAGACAAAUGGUGAGUUUUCAAAUUGGAUAGAAGUUUACAUUUAAAACAAGUAAUCAAUGGGCCUUACAACUGUCAUACUUCAGCUGGGACCGACAGUGGCUCUAUACAAAGUAACAAUGGUUAGUAUCCAGUACUGCAUUUUCCACUAGAUCCACGCCUUGAAUGCAAAAUUUAAGAUGUGUAAUGCAUUUUCCAAUUUUUCAAACUAAAUUGCAAAUAUAUAACUUUCCUAGUUUCAAAUUUUGACACAGUAUCCAGCUCGGCUGGUCAAAGAUAAAGCAAUCAAGUCUCAAUUAAGUAACCCACAUAACAAUUAAGUUAAGAAUAUGGGACGGUAAGAGUUUAAAGAAAUGUUUGAAAUUAUUUUCGUUGGUUAAUAAUAAUAAUAAAAUACUUAUAUAAUAAUACAUAUAUUAUUGUUAAUUGCAGAGUCCUAAGUUAUGUACGUGUAGUCAAAACAAUCUUAAAACUUACAAUUCUAUCUAUAAGGUUUUUAUAACUGUCCGGGGGAGGGCCCCCAGACCCGCCUUCACUUAGAGGGUAUUUCCUACCCCUCAAGCUGGGCUGAACCUGUAUUUUGGUCCUAGAGUCGCCUAUGGCUUUUACUUGUUUAUCUAUUAUAUGAAAUCAUUAUUUAUCAAUAAUAAUUAAUAUUAUUCCACCCAAAAAACAUUGGCCAUAAGUUGUGUUGUAAAAGAAAUAGAAUAGUAGGACCUAUAUGAGUUUAAGUUAUUUAUUACCGUCAAACCGCCUAACUUGGGACAGUUUUCAACUUUGUCUUGAAAUUCAGUUCCAUUAUUAUUUUAAUAGUUUUUUCUCCUGUGCUCAAAACUUAGGUCUUUAAUAAUACUUCAAAUAUAUACAUUCACUUUCAUUAUUAUUCCAACCUGUUCUGAAAAAAAAUAUGGUGUCCCAAGUUACCUGCAGAGGUUGGGUAACUUGGGACACCAAUAUGAUUUGCCUGUAAUGAGACAAUUGAGAGGUUGAAGGCUAACUUUGGACAUUAGAUUUUGAAUAAUAUGUUUCAUAUUCAUAAUAAAAAUACUUAAACUGAUUCUAACUGAUUAAUAUGGGCUGAAAAGUUUAUAAUUAUCCACAGUAAGGGGAACAAUUGACAAAAUGUUUAUAAUCACAGAACUAUCUAUUGAAAAACAUGAAGCUACUGGAGUUAUGGUAUAAAAUAUUGAAAUAUAUAGAAAUUAUUGAAAUAUAAAUGAAAUUACUGAAGUAUUGGAAAUAAAUCAUUCUCCAAAAAAUGCCUCUAGUCCAUUUCAUAGGGAAACAUGUAUCGCCCCCUGGAUACAUUCAGAGGAAUUAAUUCCUCUUUGACUUGGGAUGAUUUGACAAUCAUGACAUCAUCUAUCUCUGGAAAGAAAUAUAUGUUCAUUGCUUUGGACGACUUUCUAAAAAAAUUUAUUUCAAUGUCUUCAUUUUUUUUGAAAUCACUUUCCCAAUAAACUUCUUGACCUUUUCCUUCUUAGUGCCUUCAUCAUAAGUCACUUCCACAACCACAAAUGAGUCAACACUGAUAUUUUUUCUUGUUGUCUGAACAUUGCUGGGUCCAGGCUGAUGGGAUUCGUUUUCUUUUUCAUCAUCAGAAGACAUUUCAAGAAGGAAGGGAGUUAUCGCAGUUAUCAGAGUAAUCGCUUUCGUCAAUUUUCUUCUUUUCCCUUAUAGCUUCCUUAGCCUUUUUUUGGGUUGGUUCACUGAGCUCAAGGUUCUGCUGUGUUACACUUUGACCUGGGUUGACAUCCAGCUUCUUCUUUCUUUGUCUCAGAGGAACAGUCCCUUUUUUCCUUGCAUCUUCAAGUAUGCCUCAAAACUACCUACUAUGAGGGAGCUGUCAUUAUUCCCACCAAUUUAAUUGCAGACCGGUACUCUCCUCUCAGGCUUAACAACUUGCUCUCUGUCCAUACCUGCUCCCUUGAAGCCUGCUUUCAAUUUUUUUGUUAUUUCAUCUCCAAUUGAAAUGAGACAUUUAUUUAAAAGACGAGGAAAUACAUCUUUUGAGAUACCACCUCGUUUUUGUUUUCCACUCUUCCAACGUCUGCCUCCACUGUACUUUCAAUGGUAUAAAUACUGCCACAUCGAGAGGUUGGCAAAUGAUAAUGGCAAUUAUCAUUUACAAUAUUAUCAAUUACAUGAUAAUGGCAUCAUGGCCAAACAUGUCGUAGGUAUAUAAACAAUUUAAAAAAGUGUACUUAGAUUUUUAUUUUUCAAUUCUAUCCAAGAAAUAUUCAUUAUAUAAAAUAUUAUAUAUUGCUGGAGUUACUUACAAACGAUUUUCUCCUCCCAUUCUGACUGGAAAUUGUCCAUCUCUCUCAAUGCAAGUAAAGAUUAUCUGAUGAUAUUUCCUCAUCUAUGCAAGCUCUUGUUAUUUUACUGCUGUUUGGUCUCGCUUCUUCUCUGUAAUAGAAACAAUAACUGAUAUUAGGUAAUGAUUUUUUAAAUUAAAGAUAGCAAUUAAAUUAGAAAAUUUCUCGUAACUUUGGUAUGACUAUUAGAAAAAUGAGUUGAUUGAAACUAGGGAUUCAAUGUUAAAAGGGAAAAGAAAAUAUCAAAAAUUUCCUGAUAACAUAAAAUGAAGCAUGAUCAAAGAUGAUACAAACAAGGAGUGUCCCAUUCAGGAAUAUUGUAUCCCAAAAUCAGUGAACAACUAGUGUUCAAAUUUGAAUAUUUUUCAUAAAAUGGGAUAAACAUAAAACAUUUUUAUGAAACAUAUUUUUCUUGUAUUAUUUCUAGAUGUUAUAAUAUUAUAUUAUUAUAACUGUGUAUGGUUUUUAGAAAUGAAUUUGAAUUUGAGCAAGCAUUUCAUCACCAUUACAUUGAAUUCUAGAAGCUUAUAUAACUUUAUGUGUAAUUUAUAGUAAAAUAACUCAUCUCACUUAUUAUUGAAAUCUAGGAUCCAAGCAAAAAUAUUAAGUUAUCUAUUUGAAUGAAACAAUCUAAUCUGAUCUCUCACACAAAUCAUCCCUCUUCUGCCAUCUUCCUCUGGGAACCCCAAAUGACAACUGACUUGGUUCUUUCAGAAUAAAAAACUAUCUCAUUUUUCAUGCAUUAAGAGCCAGUAAAAUUGUCACUGACCUUAUGAGCAGCAUGAUAACACCAUUACCAUGAUAAAUUAAUACCAUAGACGACUUGAAAAGAAGUAAAAAUGAAAAAUGAAACGUGAAUUUAGCAAUUUCUCUCUAGUAGGAAAAAUUAUCAAUUUUUGACGAGAUAUAACACUCAUUCCCUAUUGGAGACAGAUGAUAUACCUAAAAGUGAGUUUAUAGUCCUGUGAGAGAUGAUGAAACGUUGCCAAAUCAGCUGAUUAUAAAUAAAAGUACAUUCAUAUUUCAUAUUUAAACCUGAUAAAUUGUUAACGUCGUUUUGGGCGGUGGUGGGGGGUGUUGAGGAGGCACUCUGCUGUUUCAUCCUCAACUGGACUAUUUUUAUGAAAUCUACUCUAAAGUGCGAGAUAAAUUACUUUUAACACGGCUCUUUCUCGAAGACGGAGAGGUCCAAUGCUCUAUCCUCCACUAAUCACUCCCACUACCUAGCAGCAUUCUCCUUCUUUUGUGUCUGAGUGAGAGAGCUUUGUAAAGGUGGCGGUUCGCGCCGCGACAGAGACAGGAAACUGAGACCAGCAACCGCGACAAGUGUCUCGGUCUCUUCGGCAUGUACUGUAGGUCGAGACUGAGACCAAAGAUCGCGACAAGUGUCAUCAAGCAAACGCUCAGUUCAAGAGAGUCUGUCGAUGAAGUCAGUGGUGUUUUGUGUCGUGAUGGGAAACCUAGUAAUGAAGCUGCUAUUGGAGGAAGAAGAAGACGAUGAUUUGCUCUUAUAUUAUUAUUACAAAUACAAAACUGAAAGACGAUUACCUAUUAAGGAUUUAUAUUUAACUAGAGGUCAAGAAGGAUCAUUUUCGCUAUUAGUAAAGAAAAGAAGCACCUGAUGUUUGAUGACAAUAUAUUCAGUAAGUAUCUUCGGCUCAAUAAAUCACAGUUUGAUUAUGUAUUAAAUUUAUGAAAAAAACAAUGCAAGAAAAGGGAAGAAUAUCAGUGAAAGAAAAAUUAGCACUAACUUUAAGGUAAGUUUGCCAAUUCAUCGAUAUUGUUCUGGUCGAUUUCACCAUAAUUGAUUAGAAAUGGUUCACUCGAAAUAUUUGGUAAUCCAGUCUGCGUUUGGUGUUCUGAUGGAGCUGCACUUAUCGGAGAAUAUGAAUUGUAUGACAAAUUUGAAUUAUAUGAACUUGUAUAGGGAUGUUCAGUUUGACCCUCGAUAUCUCCGAUCUCAUACUUUGAGACAAUAUUACAUAUUUCAGUUUUUGCCAUUGCUCUUGAACAUGGGCUCAAUUUUCUUAGCAUCAUUCCAAUAUGUUUUGUAAAUGUCGAUACAUCAUCAACUGGUUCUUGAGAUUUUAAUGACUCCAGCUGUCUAUUUCGGUUUUCCUGUCUGUCCUUCAUAAAUUUUAUAAAUUCAUCUUCUUUUUAUCUCUUUCUCUUUGUAUUCUUGGCAGUUGAUUUUUCAGAUAUGUUACUUAGUGGUAUAUAAGAUCUCUCUUGUGUAGAUUUAGAAGUGCCUGGUAACUCCUUUGAAGGAGUGUUGAGUUAUGUAAUGACGUGUCUGCGGCUUUGUGAGGAGUAUCUUCAUGUUCUACUCCUGGGGAGGUAUUAGUAACUUCUUUCUCUACACUGGCGGAGCUUUGCUGUUCUUGUUCUACACUAGUGCAGCUUUGCUGUUCUGAUGGUGUGUUUUCUAAAAAUCUUAAGCGUUCAUAAAACUGACACUUUGCAUUUUUAGCUGGUGCUGCAGAUCCCAUUGAUUGUUUUUGUUUGCGCUUAUAUCUGUUGUAGGAGUCCUGAUCAGUUUCCAUUUUUUAUGGCAUUCCGAAUCUGUAAUAAAUAAUAAUAUUAUUAAUGUUUUUAUUUUCAGAUUCAUGGUGACUGGAGAAACAAAUUAUGCUUCGCUAUCAUUCGUAUUUCGUAUAUCACCUUCUUAUAUUUCACAAAUAGUCGAAGAGGUGUUAAAACAUUUAAAGACUGUUUUGGUGCCAAUUUUUAUGCCUAUUCCAAAAGAAGGUGAUUUUAGGCAUAUAUCUGAAGGAUUUUGGGACAAAUGGCAAUUCCCCAAUUGCACAGGUGCUAUUGAUGGGAAGCAUGUACCGUCUUCAUCUAUAUACCGUGAUGGGAAGCAUGUAAGAAUAAGAGCCCCUGAAAAUAGUGGGUCACUGUAUUUUAAUUAUAAGGAGUGUUACUCGAUUGUUCUUCUGGCUAUUGUAGACCAUAUUUACAAGUUCAUUGCAGUAGACGUUGGCUCUUAUGGCAAAGAAGGAGAUAGUGGAAUAUUCGAAAAGUCUACAAUGGGGAAACAAAUUAUGAAAAAUGAAUUUAAUUUUCCAGAACCAAAAAAUCUACCAAAUUCGAACAUAAUAUAACCCCAUUUUUUAGUUGCAGAUGAAGCAUUUAGUCUUGAUACUUUUAUGAUGAAACCUUAUGCUAGAAGAGUUUCAAAAAACGAUUUAAGCAAAGAAAUAUUUAACUACCAUCUUUGUUGUGCGAGACAAGUAUCAGAAAAUGUGUUCGGUUUGCUGUCUCAGGUGUUUAGAAUAUUUUACACUCCUAUUGGAAUAGCGCCAGAAACAUGCACUGACAUAAUCUUGGUUGCCUGUUGCUUGCAUAACCUAUUAAGAGAUGGAUUUUUGGAAUCUACACAAAUGCCCGUACAUCAAUGGAACCAAGAGGAAGAAAAUUUGCCUUCAAAUUUUUUUUUUCAUUACAUGGAACAGGAGGGUUUUUGAACAGCAACGGACUUGAUAUUAGAGUAAAAUUAACCAAUUACUUCAUGUCACAGCAAGGAGCAGUAGACUGGCAAGAACAACAUGUCACACGGCUUGUUUGAACUGAUUCCACACCACCUUUUCAUUCCUGUUAUAAUAUGUUUCCUUCCAAAUAUUGAUUUUUGCAAAAUAAGUAAAAUAAGAAUAACUCACUUGUUUUAUUUAUGCUUUCAGCUAUGCUUUUCCUAAUAUUGUCCUUCAAAUGUUCGUCUCUGUAGGAGACACUACUGGUCUGGAGCAGCGACCGUUUCGCUGUCUCCUGUCUCGUGUCUCGGUCUCCUGUCUCUGUCUCGCUAGCAAACUGUCGCGUAUACAUUGCCUAAUGUCAAGUCGCGGUCACUGGUCUCAGUCUCCUGUCUCAGUCUCCUGUCUCUGUCGCGGCAACACUCCCCUCCAUCUAUUGCUGGCAAUGUUCUAAGUAGUCUACUGGUCAGCAGGUAUAUUGGUUUGUGUAUGUUACAGAGAUGUUUUCAUCACAAGAACAUGAAGCAAAAUG